AUGACGACAGCUAUAAAAUUGAAAAACAGUAAUAAUGGUGAUAUUGUUAAGAAUACCGAACAAGGUACGAUAUCGUUUCAAUUCAAAAACGGUAUUUCCGUAGACAUCACUCUUGAUGGAUCGAUCAGAGUGACUAAUCGAACGGCGAACGCUGUUGCAGCCGUAAAUGCAACCGGUAACAUAUCGGCCGUUAUGCACCCUGUCGGUUUUAUGUAUAAAAAAGACGAAAUCGUACACAUACAAGCGAACGAUAUGCACUUUAAGAAUCAUAAGUUGGCGAAAAUAAGGCCUACAGGCAUUCACUUCAAGGCCAUCAAAAGCCCUCUGGUGUACUUGGUGGACGAAGCUGGUGUGAGGACGAACUUCUCGGAAAACUUUAUGCGCAUAGACCAAGACAUCACGUUAGAUGUGCUGUACAAAGACUGUCGUCACGGGGCCAUGUAUAUGAACGUGUGCAACGAUUUGUUGUCGGACAUCAAGUGCACAGUGCUCGAGACUGGUACGGAAUGGAAACUGUACGAUGUUUCGGUCAUACAAGAGAACAUUCAUGGUUUCAUCAGAGUGAUCAAGGACGGACGCGAUAAGUUCGAGAUCCGGUCGUCGGCGUCCGUCGGCACGAUAAAUCUGUACUCUGACAAGGUGGAUUGCACGGCGUCGCACGGCACCAACCACCACUUUUUCGUCAAAAAAAACAACAGUCGCAUUCACUAUGAGGUGCACAACAAGUUCAUGGUGCGGUACGGCGGCUAUCACACCGGUUUCAACGAAUCUGACGAAGUUUCGUUUUUUUCUGACGGCCCGCGGUCUGGUCGAAAGCGCCGCCGCCCGUCGUCAUGUGAUAGUAUUUAUUUAGUAAUUGCACUCGUACACUAA
This is a messenger RNA of Melanaphis sacchari, 873 nucleotides long. RefSeq lists its product as uncharacterized. The record is from RefSeq and is a predicted model, not a curated record. The coding region runs from base 1 to 873 and encodes 290 amino acids. The transcript has 5 exons. NCBI's taxonomy places the organism in Eukaryota, Metazoa, Arthropoda, Insecta, Hemiptera, Aphididae.